This is a messenger RNA of Nematostella vectensis (starlet sea anemone), 7898 nucleotides long. RefSeq lists its product as uncharacterized. Lineage: Eukaryota; Metazoa; Cnidaria; Anthozoa; Actiniaria; Edwardsiidae. The coding region runs from base 6299 to 7288 and encodes 329 amino acids. Gene Ontology annotation, molecular function: oligosaccharide binding. The transcript is spliced from 10 exons. The record is from RefSeq and is a predicted model, not a curated record.
AGCUACGCCCCUGUUACAUGCACAUGAACAUACCAAACUCUAUCAAGCACACGCCACUGACAUUUUAUCUUCAAUGUCACCUAAAUGACAGUACAUGCUAUAAAGAAGACAUAUUAUGAUAACCUCUUGGCUAAGUUGUUUUCUAAGUUGUUUAUUUUGGGAGUAAGUAAAUUAGGAUACAAAUCAAACAAGAUAAUUUUGCCGAUAGGGAACUAAUUAAAUCCGCAACUAUAAGAUUUAAUUGAGCAGCUUUACAUCGCUGGCGCAUUUCUGUUAUACAACGCAAACUACAUUCCGAUAUCCGGAAAUACCUAUGAACUAUGAAGUAAUUAGAGCCUAUAGAUUUCCAAAUUAUGCUUCUAGUGAAAUUUAUGAAACUUUUAUUAUAACUCUGUAGUUUCCAAUUACAUUGGAAUAAACAUCUUAGAAUGUGAUUGUGACAUAAUUAAAAUUGUUCCCGAUACAAAUGUUUAAUUCUUUAUCAUUAAAAACAGUUUAAAAAGACAACCGUGUAAAAUAUUGUUGCCAAAAUCACUAUGUUUGCAAUUAACCAGUGAUAUAGUAGUGUAAUAAACAUCUUAAAAAGUAUUCUGAUAUCAUUACAAUUGUUCCUGUUACAAAUGUUUUUUAAUUCUUUAUCAUUAAAAACAGGUUUUUUAAAAAAAAAUAUGUAUAAUAUUCUUGCCAUAACUACCACGUGUUUUCAAUUAAUCAGUGAUAAUGGAAUAAACAUCUUAGAAUGUGAUUGUGAUAUUAUUAAAAUUGUUCCUGUUACAAAUGUUCUUUGAUUCUUUAUCAUUAAAAACAGAUCCCAAAAAAUAUGUAAAAUAUUGUUGCCAAAAUCGCGGCAAUUGUUGUAAUUGAGCAAGUUGGAGUCUUUGUUUGCUAGAGAUUGUUCUCCAGGUUGCUACUUUUAUGUUCAUCAAAACAGGUAUUCCAAAGUUAACAUUCACAUGCUUACAUAGACAGUACAAAGUACAGACAGACAGUUUGGUUAUUGUUGAUGCCUUGAUAACGUUUCAACUGCAUGAAGAUAGAUAUAAAUUCCAAAGUUAGAAGAAACCCAAUCUGAUGGUAUUUCACUUUCUAGCUCAUCUAGACAUGCCUGAGUAAUACCUUAGUCAGACAGUGGGUUGAAGAUAGAACUGUCUGCUCCAUUAUUACUCAUUUCCCCACCAACAGAUAUGACUCCCUCUACUCCAUACAGUUCACUUGCAGUCUCCCACAAAUUUUAGACCCAUUGGGUUUUGAAGCUGACCAGAGACCCAAAGCUGAAGUGGACUGGAUUUGGUUGUCCGCAUCCGAUGGCGUGCCCAUGCUUCCUUCCAUAUGCUAAGCUUUUCAUGUAGACAUGAUGGAGGGCCCUCAGGUGUAAAGGGUUUAAAGGAUCAAGGAUGCCUUCGUCCUCCAUAAAGUAGAAAAGUUCACAGUAAAGUACCAACGCACCUGCAAAUACGUCCCUCCACAAUCGUUCAAUUCUUUGGUUAUGUGUACUCUUUCCUGUGAUAGCACUUCUCCUGUUUGGUCCCCUUCUCGAAAUCAUAUUAUCAGCUAUUUGAACAUUCUCAAGUCAUUUGUCAGUCCUUAUUCUAUUUGGCAGACCAUAAGACUCCACAGCUGUCAAAAACAGUACAUAAUUGUUUCUGCUUUGUUAUUAUCGUUACAAGACAUCAUGACUAUCAACCGACUGAACCCAUCAAAGCCACCUAUUAUUACAAAGUUCCACCUAACCAGCUUAUGGUUGGUAUCAAUGUGCCAAAGGUGCCUUGUACGUCGUACACCGUUCGCUUUAGUCUCCCCUUGCUUCGACAUUCGACUCCACGUGCAUCAACGCGAUGAUACUUUCUCGUAGCCUCGACCUUUGAACAGUAAUAUUCUUCAGCUGAAUCAGGAUCUGCCUUAACAUGCAUUCUCCGCAGAAUGGAAACUUUUUUGUUAUCCAAGACAAUGCCUCGUCAAGUUCAUGAUCAGUGAUAUCAGUAAAUGUAAGUGUGUUGAAUCAAACAAACGUUUUAUUAUGCGAAAACAGGAACAACAACAGUCUAAGACCAUAAUACCACAGGCGCCCCGAGCAUGUUCGACGGGCUGUAACAUCCUCCCCGCCGACGUCAACUGAUAUCCAUCUUUGACGACUCUUCUUCUUGAUCUUGCCCAACACAACGCUACGCUCAGCUAUCUGACUGUUCUGCUCCCCGCCGUGAGCAAGUGUGGUAGCUGUCCGUAGCUCUUACCUAUGUAAUUUCUGUACUGGUCGGUUGAGAGUUCCCUUUUCGGUACGCAUCGUAGCAUUCCUGAUUAGUCCGUCCUUGCCAGGGGUGUACGGCUUCGAUCCGUCCCAGAGGCCACUUGCACCGUGUCACAUUAUCCUCCGAUAUCAGCACACAUCUCCUACGCGAACAGGGACCUCUUCCUUCAUCCAUUUUUGACGAAUGGACAGUUUGUGCAGAUAUUCCUUGUGCCAGCGAUUCCAGAAGUGAUUUACGAGCCUUUGUUGAUACAAAUAUCUCGGAAUUAGACUGUCGCCUAGAACUGGUAUUUCCGUAACGUCCGGUCCAUGACCAUGUGUACUUCCGUGGGAAAUUGGUGAUUAAAGCAAACUACUAGGCUAGUUGUGUUCAGAGGACCUCAAAUAACAAGAAAAGUGAUGUUGCCAAGUAUGCAACCUGUCACGUGCCGUUUAACGGGGUUUUUAAGAAAUGACGGUACUCGUUCAGCAUGGAAACGAGGCUCUAUAAUAAAAACAGGAGUAUCUGGCGUUUGUUCAUCAAAUCAUUCUUGCAGGGUAUGUUGGGGAUCACUUAUAUGACUGCCUGAACGUCACGUGCCUAGCACAGCGUGGAAGCGAGGCUGUUUGAUUUUUUUUAAAUCAAUUCUUAAACAAUAAAUAUUCAAUUAUAGCUAAAGCUUCGUUUUAAACACUUUUUAAGAUGAAAAAGCUAGAUUGGAAUACCAGUAAUGAUUUAUUGAUGCUUUUGUAGAAGAAAGGUGCUAGGACGGGCAUUUAUUAAAUAUUUUGUCUCAAAAAACACAGGGAGCCCAAUUCAGAAAUCAAUAGGAUCAUGUGUUUUUUUUCAUUCUAUCUUUUAAAAAACUUUCGAGUAAUUCAUGUUAUAUGACCUGUGUGGUGUAACACUUUCUCGUCAAAAUGAUACUGUCAUAUAGUACAAGGCAAGCCUGUGAACAGUCUCCUCUACUCUUGCAGUGAUGCCGUACUUUCUAUGAUUGCUACCAAACAUUAGGUGUUCAUAAUAACUAUGUAUAUCUGAGCAGUCAUUUUCACAGUCCAUCUUCACAGUCAUGUUAUCUCUUGUCAUGUUUCCACAUUCCUCCCCAUCGUCACAGCAACUGCACAGAUCUGUGUAGCCACCACCAGACUUUCUGUACUUGCAACAAUGGUUGAUACAUCUGUCUUUUGCGCACCCGAACCUGACUAGAUGGAUAAUGGCAUCUGGUGCAGGUGGUAGAUCUGUCAUCACAGGGACCCAGAUCUUCUUGGUGUCUUGCCACUUCCGGCCAUAUACACUUGGUAAUGGCAGCACAGGGUUAGCGACGAUGUCGCUGUUCCACACAAGCAGCUGGUAGUGUGAUCGAUCAAGACGUCUUAAUCAACUGCGCCUCGAGGGUACGAGUCAGCAAGUCUCAGGCUUCUCAAGUAGGGAUUGACGUUCAAAUCUAUGUUGACUGGCUCUAGUGGUUGACAAAUUCUCAACAGCAAGUGCUUCCAUGAAAACGGGGGACCAUUCUGUACCUCCGUCUCGGUCUCUCGGCUCGAGGGAUAUUCCGACUCUUUUCAUCUUCUUAGUCUGGGCUCUAUCACCACCAAAUGUUGACACGUUGAGGAUCUCCGUUGGGCCUCUUAGCUCUAGCGAAUCUGCAAGCUUCUUUGCGAUGUACGAUUUUUGACUGCCCGAAUCAAAAGGACAACAUAUAAUGACGAAAGCGCCGCGCAUAAUGACAAAAGAACCACAUAUAAUAACGAGAAUACCACGUAAAAUGUAAUAUCUACCCCACAUACUUAACAUAUGACAGUUGUGGCGUUCCAUACCCUUGGGCGAGCAAAAGAAUGGUUAAGUACACCUCUUCAUCUAAUUGGUGGAUAUAUUUAUCCUUCUUCCCACCGGCAAAGGACGACUAGGAGAGCAAAAUCAACAAGAGCGUUAAAACAACCGCCAUUUUGUGUUAUGAAGAAUGAAAUAGCUUGGCUACAAAACAACUGAAUGUUAACUAUAUCUACACAGCAUGGCACCAGUGAAAAACUGCAAAUGAGUUUGGCUGUCUGGAAGCCCCCAAAAAGAUAUCAUAAGCUCUAGACCAAAUAAGCGUUAUCUUUAACUUUUUUUAUAUUUUGGUCUAGUUUUGGUGUUAUGUAGCCCAUUCACUUUGAUUGACACUUCAUGUCAGGACGCGUGCUAUCUUGUGCACAGGUAGAUCGGACUGUAACAUUUUAAAACUUCGAGCAAUUUGAGCGAGCAGCAGUCAAAAUAAGCAUAAGGUAAUGCCUCAAAUUGUUUUCCUAUUUCUGUUAGCCAUUUUUCUCUUAUACAUACAUAUUUCACACUCACACGGAAUUUAAUCUUUUAUAACACGGACAUAUGAAGUUUAUUAAUAAAGUGCGUCAAAUUUUAUUACAAAGUGCGUUAGCUUUUUUUAAUACAAAAUGCGUCAAAUUGUAUUACAAAGUGUGUCAGGUAUUACAAAGUGCUUCAAUUUUAUUACAAAGUGCGUCAGGUAUUACAGUGCGUUGGUACAGCGUGGGUAACCUAGGUUUUUAACUCGUGAAUGCUUGCAAAGCAUUUACGAAAAAUAAUAGAAAAAUAGUAUGGACUUUCAUAAGUUGUUUUUUUCCAUAAUUCUUUUUUAUAAAUUAAGUGCUAAAUAUCAAACAAAACUCGUUCAAACACGCUUAUUCAUCAAGAAACGAUCAAUAACGAUUUUGCGAAUUUCUAGAAUGUUGACAUGCUUAAAAUACAUAUGACUGUAGCUUGAUUAAUUAUGUCGGGUAUUUAACUUAUGUUUCCGAAGAAAAUAGGGCGACCACUUCCAAGAUCUAGAUUUCUUUCUUACCCAAUAGUCGCUGUUUGACUUUCGACAUUGUAGUACUUGAAACUGGCGGAUUCAUCCUAUCAAGACCAGAGGCCUUUGUGUGGAAAAUUUCCAUCUGUUUCAAGAAAUCUGCCAUGCUGUCAAAGAGCUCGUUGGUGCUGAUAUAGGCGUGUCGUUUUUUUUUUUUGCUUCGGUUUUUGCUUGUUGUUCUAUUUUAUUCUACUUUUCAAUUCUAAUUUUAUUUUUAAUUUCUUUUAUAUCCCAGUAUUAAAACAAGAUGCUGCAGUAUUUUAUGUGAUUAAUUUAAAAUGUUAUGUGAAAAUAAAGUUAGUGGAUGUUCUUUACAAUUCUAAAACUUGCGUCUAAUUUGUUUUCGUAUUUUAAUUGAGAGAAUUGAAAAGUAAACAAUUUCAAAGUGGGAUAAUUUAAAUUCAAAUAACUCAAAUAUCUGGCCCUGAUACGCUCAUCGGUUUUUUUUAUUUCGCGCAAUGGCGUAUCACGAUAAAUCAUAGCCAUAAAACGACAAGUGUAACAUCACCUCUAAACCAAGAUGCUUCAGAAACCUAUACUAUCACUUCAAACUUUAAGUACAUAUUUAUAUAAGAGUACGAAAUUUUCUUUAUAAUACUAACACUGCUGUGUAUUUUUUUUUCAGUUUUUCUAUUAAGGGCCAUUAAGAGAAUUAAAACGAAAACAAUUUUAAAGUGGGAUGAUUUUAAACAAUGCCGGUACUUAUUUUUAGAAAUAACACGAACAUAACACUGCCUAGUAUUCCAAAUCUUUCCAUGGGCAAAACAGCAAAAACAAGAUCAUAGCUUUUUAUUUCAACUACUGGCGGUCAAAAUGCUUGAUUAGAAUGUACCGUUAGAAUAAAUCAAUAUUAGAAAUUGUGUUAUUAAAACAGCUUGUGUCACAAAAAAUGGAAGACCCAAGACAUUUUAUGGAAUGUUUAUUGUCUGCUGAGGAAUCAUAAGUAAGGAUUUAGACAUGAAACUUGUUUUGACUUGUUUGAAUAUUUCCCAUUGUGAUUGGUUGGAGAAAACAUUCCAUACAUACUUCGAGCUUUGACGGUUUUACUCAGUUAUACUGGUCAUGGUGUAAAUGUUACAUUUUGCCUAAAAUCUCCAUUUUUCUUUUCUACCCUGCUGUGUGUGAUUUUACUCUAUUAGCUUUUAUUUAUAUCAUUUUCGUCAGUCUUCUUGACCCCUCGUCGUGGAUGAAGCCUACCUCGUGAGCUCGGCUAGAGCUUUAAAUCAUGCGACCAAAAGGAAUGGGUACCGCAAGCAUCUGGUGGAACUCGUGGCUCUUGCUGUCGUUCCAAAUAUUUGGUGCAUGCGCAAAACAGUGUAAGCCGCCCACAAACAGCGAGCCCGGUUACAUGAAGAACAGCCUAAUUCAGUCACUUCUUGGCCUAAGUCCCGAAAGAUGUAUCCAAACUUGCUUGCAAACAAAAGGCUGCAGAAGUGUCAAUCUCCACAUCACGCGAGAAAUAUGUGAACUGAACAACGCCAGCAAGACGGACUUUCCUAACGACAUGGACAAAAAGCAUGGAUUCAUCUAUCUACCGAAUAGUCUCGUUACUGAUAAGAUUCAGAUGAUUUCGUGCGCUGACUUGCGUAAAGUGAGGCCUAGCCUGGCAAGUGGAUAUUACUGGAUCAACACAAAGCGCAAGAGACGAAGAGUGUACUGUGAUAUGGACAGGUUUGGCGGAGGGUGGACACUGGUGGUCAGCAUCGACGCUUUGAACAACAAACAUCUCUGGAGAGCCGAAAACUGCGCAGACCCUGACACCUGUGUGUCCCUCUUUGAGACCAAUGUCCCCGCGCGAAAGCUUGCUGACGAAGAAAUACACAGCAUAGCCAUUGAAGGUGUGUUCCGUGUAGAGGCCGUGUACAGCCCAUAUGCGCGGGACAAUAAGAACCCCGACAAUGUCUUCUACAAGAUUCCAAGUGGAGCCAAAAACUUUGAUUCGUCCUGCAGAGCGAGUGCUGGAAUAAUAUGUCCUCCGAUUAUUGUGUCAUAUAAACAUCCAUACGCUUGGGAAUCUAGCCCUUGUACUGGUAUAGCCCGAGGAUACAGAAUCUACAGAUAUCAUCACUGUAUGUUUGACGGUCAUGAUGAUGGAGCGUGUGGUUACCGAUGGCACUCUUCAGAGUUCUUUGCUCGGCGAAUGUUGUACGGUUUGAAUGGAGAUGGAAACACUGGGAUAAUCUUUAGACGUCAGGGAUUUCUCUGGGUAAAGUAAACCCGCUCCUACACAUCGAAUAGGAAACACGUCGGAGUAUCAGAGUGUUAACUUCUCAGAAAGAUUUUUAGGGUCGAUGACAUACCGUGCUAAAAACCGCACUAAACAAAGUAGUUGCUCAUCAUUAGCAAUCACAGUGGAGCCACAUAGCCUCGAUAACUCUAAUUCGUAUAAAGAUGGUUUUACAAUAUGGCUUGGUAAGGUGACUUGGAUAGCACUUUGUUAACUACUGCAGGCGAAUAUCGAGUCUGACAUUACUUACCCCUGGUUGAUCACAGUGCCAUAACAAGGAAACUCACUACUUACUAUUUUAAUCAAAACCAUGUAAAUCAGUAAUAAUAAGCGUUUAAAGUAACGAACAUCAUGAUAGGCCAAGGGUAUUUUGAUUAGACAUCAGAGGUAAAGGCCAUCUUUUAUCACGUCAAUUUUUGAAGUCCUAAAAUUCCAGUAUUUAACCACCUUUUUUUUCUACUUUUCCUCGCACUAUCACAUAAAAGAGGCUGCCAAGUAAGCGCUACAACCAUUACAGUUGCGUUAUUACUACUCUGAAUUUCAAUAAUGUAUUGUAAGACAAUGUAUAGUAGCAAAUAAAAAUCCAAGGGUACCUCAA